Molecule: messenger RNA, 4975 nt
Organism: Mus pahari (shrew mouse)
Lineage: Eukaryota; Metazoa; Chordata; Mammalia; Rodentia; Muridae
Gene: Vps53
Product: VPS53 subunit of GARP complex
Exons: 22
Coding region: 142-2640 (832 amino acids)
Biological process (GO): retrograde transport, endosome to Golgi
Cellular component (GO): GARP complex
Source: RefSeq, a predicted model, not a curated record
AGCUCUCCGGAAGUGCCAGGCUAGCCGAGCAAGUAGCGGCUCCCUCGAGCCCUGUACCUGGAGGCUCGCUCUUCUGGGGUCCUGGUGUGACAGACAGGUCGCGAGCAGGGUUGGAGAGGGCGUCGGGGGCUGAGCGGCGGGAUGAUGGAGGAGGAGGAACUGGAGUUUGUGGAGGAGCUGGAGGCUGUGUUGCAGCUCACGCCAGAGGUGCAACUAGCCAUCGAGCAGGUAUUCCCAAGCCAGGAUCCUCUUGAUCAAGCUGACUUCAAUGCCGUUGAGUAUAUCAAUACUCUGUUCCCAACAGAGCAAUCUCUGGCAAACAUUGAUGACGUUGUGAACAAAAUUAGACUGAAAAUAAGGAGACUUGAUGACAAUAUCCGGACCGUCGUAAGAGGUCAGACAAAUGUGGGACAGGAUGGAAGGCAAGCACUUGAAGAGGCUCAGAAAGCCAUUCAGCAACUCUUUGGCAAAAUCAAGGAUAUCAAAGACAAAGCAGAAAAGUCAGAACAAAUGGUGAAAGAGAUCACCCGAGAUAUUAAGCAGUUAGAUCACGCCAAGCGCCACCUGACCACCUCAAUCACGACACUGAACCACCUGCACAUGCUGGCAGGCGGGGUGGACUCCCUGGAAGCCAUGACCAGGCGCAGACAGUAUGGAGAAGUUGCUAAUCUCCUUCAGGGUGUAAUGAAUGUUCUGGAGCACUUUCACAAAUACAUGGGAAUCCCACAGAUCCGACAGCUUUCUGAAAGGGUGAAGGCUGCGCAGACAGAGUUAGGACAGCAAAUCCUGGCUGACUUUGAAGAAGCAUUUCCUUCCCAGGGCACCAAGAGGCCGGGAGGACCCAGCAAUGUCCUGAGAGAUGCGUGCCUGGUGGCUAAUAUUUUGGACCCCAGAAUCAAACAAGAAAUCAUCAAAAAGUUUAUUAAACAGCAUCUAUCAGAGUAUCUAGUACUUUUUCAAGAAAACCAAGAUGUCGCCUGGCUGGACAAAAUUGACAGACGUUAUGCCUGGGUGAAACGCCAGCUUGUGGACUAUGAAGAGAAGUAUGGCCGGAUGUUUCCGCGGGAGUGGUGCAUGACAGAAAGGAUCUCUGUAGAGUUUUGCCAUGUGACGAGGACAGAACUUUCCAAAAUCAUGCGAGCCAGAGCUAAGGAAAUUGAGGUGAAAUUGCUUCUUUUUGCGAUCCAGAGAACAACCAACUUUGAGGGGUUUCUUGCAAAACGCUUCUCCGGUUGCACCCUGACAGAUGGAACCCUGAAAAAGCUGGAGUCCCCACCACCAUCUACCAAUCCCUUCCUGGAAGAUGAGACAACACCAGAGAUGGAGGAGCUGGCUCUGGAGAAAGGAGAGUUAGAGCAACCAAAGAAGCCCAAGGCCCCAGACAAUCCAUUUCAUGGCAUUGUUUCCAAGUGUUUUGAGCCUCAUCUCUACGUGUACAUUGAGUCCCAGGACAAAAACCUCAGUGAGCUGAUAGACCGGUUUGUGGCAGAUUUCAAAGCCCAGGGCCCACCCAAGCCUAACACUGACGAAGGAGGUGCUGUGCUCCCCAGCUGUGCUGACCUCUUUGUCUACUACAAGAAGUGCAUGGUGCAGUGCUCACAGCUCAGCACAGGCGAGCCCAUGAUCGCCUUGACUACCAUCUUCCAGAAGUACCUCCGAGAAUACGCCUGGAAAAUCCUCUCUGGCAACCUGCCUAAAACCAGCAGCAGCAGUGGGGGACUGACCAUCAGCAGCCUCCUCAAAGAGAAGGAGGGCUCAGAAGUGGCCAGGUUCACUCUGGAGGAGCUGUGUCUCAUCUGCAGCAUCCUGAGCACAGCCGAGUACUGUCUGGCUACCACCCAGCAGCUAGAAGAAAAACUCAAAGAAAAAGUUGAUGUGAGUCUGACUGAACGUAUUAAUCUCACAGGAGAAAUGGACACAUUCAGCACUGUCAUCUCCAGCAGCAUCCAGCUGUUGGUUCAGGAUCUAGAUGCAGCCUGUGACCCUGCCCUGAUUGCCAUGAGCAAGAUGCCGUGGCAGAACGUGGAGCAUGUUGGUGACCAGAGCCCUUACGUCACUUCUGUUAUUCUUCACAUUAAACAGAAUGUCCCCAUUAUCCGUGACAACCUGGCUUCCACACGGAAAUACUUCACACAGUUCUGCAUUAAAUUUGCAAAUUCAUUCAUUCCCAAAUUCAUCACCCACCUCUUCAAGUGUAAGCCGAUCAGCAUGGUGGGAGCAGAGCAGCUUCUGCUGGACACCCAUUCCCUGAAGAUGGUCCUGCUCGACCUCCCAUCCAUUGGCUCCCAGGUGGUGAGGAAGGCCCCUGCCAGUUACACUAAGAUUGUCGUGAAAGGCAUGACCCGGGCUGAAAUGAUCCUCAAGGUGGUGAUGGCCCCUCAUGAACCAUUGGUAGUAUUUGUUGACAACUACAUCAAACUCCUUACGGACUGCAACACAGAAACCUUCCAGAAAAUACUGGAUAUGAAGGGGCUGAAGAGGAGCGAGCAGAGCAGCAUGCUGGAACUUUUGCGUCAGAGGCUCCCUGCCCCGCCCUCAGGGACAGAAGGUUCCAGCACGCUGUCGCUGAUGGCCCCAACACCAGAGCAGGAGUCAUCCCGAAUCCGCAAACUGGAGAAACUGAUUAAAAAGAGACUGUAAGGAGUGGGAAGGCAUGGCCAGAGUCCUGAGCAGCCGACUUCUGCAAACCCUCACACGGCUCCAGGUCCUGAGUCUUGAAGCCUCUAAGGACAUUACAGUUAUUAAAGUAUAUCUCCCAUAACAUGUCUUAUUUUCUAUCUCAGUCAGGGAAGCUCAGUGAAGUAUGCAUUAUAAAAAGGCAUUUUAAAAUUAUCUCCAUCCCUGAAGCUGGGGCAGCAGUGGUUGAAAGGUCCCUGUGGUUCUCCAGGCUGCCUGUGAUGGUUGAGUUGUCACUGACCCUUGUAAUCUCCCCUCACAGCCCUCGCCACCAGCCAGUGCCUGCAGCGUGGCUGAGGAAGCCUGGAUCUUACCUCUUUCUCCAUCUGUGUGUGAGGUCCUUUUCCCUCUCUAUCUCUGGAGUUGGCUUGGGGGCCUGAGUGAGCCAAGUGACCAGUGGCAGAGUGGGAUAUUGGUCUCUUUACCAAUUCCCUGCAGUAUUAGCCCUUUUCCAUGUGAAUAACUGUUUCUGGGACUCAAUCUGCUAUCUUCCAUGACAUGGCCAAGUUACCCCUGUUUUCUCCCAUGUCUCUGUACUCUCCAGAAGAGAGAUGCCCACUGGUUCUCUUGCCCAUGGAGGAGACAGACUGUGUGGGUGCUGUUGUACCCAGCCUGGGCAGCAGGGGUCUUGCCUGUGGUGGGCUCCUGAGCUGGUGUGGAGGCAGACCUAGAGCUGACUUAGAGGCGGGGUCUGUGUGGCACUCUCCCUGUUCACAUGAACACAUUGUCUAGCCCACUUCACUCUGCUCCUGGAUCCUGGGAAGGAGACUCUGCUGAGAGACACCGGGAAGUUCCCUUGAAAAGGCUUUCUUGGCAGAAGCUGUGGGAAGGGGAACAGUAAGUCUGACCAUCUGACUCCCCUCGCUCAUACGCUUCAGGUCCAGAGUCCCUGAGACAUGGUGGCUGCAUAUAGUGCCACAACAGCACAUCCUUACUACAUGAUACUGACCGUGCACACCAGGCUCAGAACUGGAAACAGCCCAGAGCACAGCCCAUCUGUUCUGCAUGUGCUGCCCACCAUCAGCUCUUGAAAUCCAGCUCUGCAGGGGAGUCACCCCACUUCCAGGGAACAGGCACCUUACCAGUACAGACGUCACCCUGCUCUCGCAGCUCUGGAAACUGAGGCUCUGUUAUGUGACCACAACUUCAGUGUGACUACCUUUUGUCCUGAUAGCUUUUGUCCUGGUACUAAACUUGUUAGCUGUUAAAACAGUAAGAUCUGGGCCCUUGACUUGAUCCCAGAUCCCAGACCCACUUCUUGAGCAUGAUCCCCACAGCAGGAAGGCUUGCCUGGUUAUCUCCUGCUAUCAGAGUGCUCAGCUCUGAUCUGGGCCUCCUUCCUUUUCUCUUCUUUGUUCUCUUGACCCCUGGGCUACACACCAACCCUAGAGCCUCAUUUCUUCAUCAGCACCUAGUCUAUUCUUGCUAGAAGGAAUAACUCAUGUAUUAAGCAUGUUUAAACUCUAAUGAGAAAGAAAACAAGUAGCAAGGAAAAGAUGUGUGGCCCUUGGUCAGGAUGCAUCAUAACCCAGGCUAGUGCAGAAGCUCACUGGGCCUUAGCUGGGGGGUGGGAGGGUCCCCUCUGUGCUGCCCUACAGUCCUGCCCUAUUGGAAAGCAGGCAUGUGGUUAUCCCCAGACAUCGCAGCCAAGUCAGCCACUUGCCACCCAUCCUGGGGAGCUAAGGAAGCCAGUGGGCUCCUCCCACACCUGGCUACUGUGUAUCUGUGUGCUGUAUGCACUGGCUACUGUGUACCUGUGUGCUGUACACACACAGCUUAUUACACUUGUCUUUUUGGCUCAUUCAUGAGAGGCUGGUUUUCUGGCCGUCUCUAUGGUGGUACUAAGCCGUCAAGCCGCUGUUUCUCCCAGUCAGUGGUCACAGCAGCGAAGUGACUUACUUGAUGUAUCACACUGUCAGAAACCACAUAGGGGCCAGCAAAUAGGUGUCAGUGGGAGUUAUGUUAAAUGUCUUCUUGAUGAGGACUGAAUCUGUACAGCCUCUUCCUCACCUGGGGAAUGCAUUAGUCUCCCUCGGGACCCUCUGAGAAAUGCAGAAGUCUAGAGACUUAACUGUGAGUCUGCAGAGAAGCCUGCCGGGCGUAUGCUUAGAAGCUGCACAGGUGAUUACAGUUGUCUGCCAGUAUCCACAGGAGACUGCUUCCAGGACCACACACACCUCAUGCAGAUACUCUGUCUUUUCUAUAAAAUGGCACCAUGUGUGUAAACAAUCCGAGCACAUCCUUUACUUGAAUCUGAAUACCUCUGGACUAUGUAUAGUGCCUCAUAUAAUGUAAAUAC